This is a messenger RNA of Cervus elaphus (red deer), 3905 nucleotides long. It is a transcript of the gene SELE, whose product is annotated as selectin E. The coding region runs from base 146 to 1780 and encodes 544 amino acids. Gene Ontology annotation, molecular function: calcium ion binding; sialic acid binding; oligosaccharide binding. Gene Ontology annotation, cellular component: external side of plasma membrane; membrane. Gene Ontology annotation, biological process: heterophilic cell-cell adhesion; response to cytokine; leukocyte tethering or rolling. The record is from RefSeq and is a predicted model, not a curated record. NCBI's taxonomy places the organism in Eukaryota, Metazoa, Chordata, Mammalia, Artiodactyla, Cervidae. The transcript is spliced from 13 exons.
UGCAACAGGAUAAUAGCAAUAAUGGUAGACACCGUUGACCCAGCGCUAACACAGAGGAGAAAUUCCUUUGAGCCGGUGAGGAAAGACUUCUCAGAAGGAUAACACUUGUUACCAGACUCAAAUGAAGCACCCUAUCCUAUAAAGGAUGGUUCCAGCAGGAGCAGGGCUCCACUGUUCUUGGCAGACCUCACAUCAAACCUGCAGCAGUGGCACAAAAGAGAAGCAGCGGCAACACGGGAGGAGUCUGAUACUGAAACGACCACUUCACCGAACAAAAAGCAUUUUCAAGUCUAAUCUUUGGAUCAAAAGAACUCUUGAAGUCAUGAUUGCUGCACAGUAUCUCUCUGCUCUCACUUUCGUGCUUCUCCUGUUUAAAGAAAGUAGAACCUGGUCUUACCAUGCAUCCAAGGAAAACAUGACUUUUGAGGAGGCCAGAGAUUAUUGCCAGAAAACUUACACAGCUCUAGUUGCAAUUCAAAACCAGGAAGAGAUUAAAUACCUGAACUCCACAUUCAGCCAUUCACCAAGUUACUACUGGAUUGGAAUCAGAAAGAUCAACAAUAUAUGGACCUGGAUAGGGACCAAUAAGUCUUUGACCAAAGAAGCCACAAACUGGGCUCCAGGUGAACCAAACAAUAAGCAAAGUGAUGAGGACUGUGUAGAAAUCUACAUUAAGAGAGAAAAGGACUCAGGCAAGUGGAAUGAUGAGAGGUGCACCAAAAGGAAGCUCGCCUUAUGUUAUAAAGCUGCCUGUACCCCCACACCCUGCAGCAGCCAUGGUGAAUGUGUAGAGACCAUCAACAACUACACUUGCCAGUGCCACCCUGGCUUCAAGGGCCUCAAAUGUGAGCAAGUUGUGACUUGUCAGGCACAGAAACAUCCUGAGCAUGGACAUCUGGUUUGCAACCCUUUGGGGAAAUUCAGCUACAACUCUUCCUGCUCCGUCAGCUGUGCAGAGGGCUACCUCCCAAGCAGCACGGAGGCCACGUGGUGCACGUCCUCUGGAGAAUGGAGCGCUCCUCUUCCAACCUGCAAUGUGGUUAAGUGUGAUGCUUUGUCAAAUCCGGACAACGGAGUUGUAAACUGUUCCCAAAACCAUGGAAGCCUCCCAUGGAACACCACCUGUACAUUUGAGUGUCAGGAAGGAUAUAAACUCACUGGACCCCAGCACCUACAGUGUAACUCCUCUGGGAUUUGGGACAACAAGCAGCCAACAUGUAAAGCUGUGACCUGUGCAGCCAUCAGCGAUCCUCAGAACGGCACUGUGAACUGCAGCCACUCCUCGGUUGGAGAGUUCGCUUUCAAGUCAUCCUGCCGCUUCGCUUGUACAGAGGGCUUCGUGUUGCAGGGGCCACCCCAGGUUGAAUGCACUGCUGAGGGACAAUGGACACAGCAGGUCCCGGUUUGUGAAGUGGUACGAUGUUCACGUUUGGACGUUUCUGGAAAGCUCAGCAUGAACUGCAAUGGGGAGCCUGUGCUUGGCACUGAGUGUACGUUUGCAUGUCCUGAAAGAUGGACGCUCAACGGCUCUGUAGUGCUGACCUGCGGUGCCACAGGACACUGGUCUGGGAUGCUGCCAACCUGCGAAGCUCCCAUUGUGUCCCAAACUCCCUUGGCAGUUGGACUUUCUACUGCUGGAGUCUCCCUUGUGACAAUACCAUCCUUUCUCUUCUGGCUUCUGAAACGCCUUCGGAAGAAAGCAAAAAAAUUUUCUCCUACCAGCAGCUGCUCAAGCCUGAAGUCAGAUGGAGGCUACCCAGCACCUUCCGAGUUAAUUUAAGUCCAAAGGAAUCAGGAGCACAAGCAAAUUAGGGAACGAGAGCAAUACCCUGAAGAUGGCAGAGACAGAGAGGUCUGCUUGGGUCUCCAGCUCUUCUCUCCUACUGCAUCCACUGGCUACAUUUACAGGUGGGGCCAUGGUACCAGUGAGGACUUCAGUGGACAAAAUCCAACGAGCAAGUCCAGUCUGCCACCAAAAAAGACAGUUCUCUCCUUUCCAGCGCUGACUACUGGAAGGAAGGGAUGAUAUUCUUGUCCAUGCAAAAGCAAAGAGACUAAGGCUCUAGAAUCUCAGAAUUCCUUUCCUAACUCACCCUUCACUCACUUUGAAAUCUUGUGGGGUAAUACAAUAGUUAGUGGCACUGUUUCUUUCUUUUGUCCCUCAUGGUGUUUCAGCUGCUGACUCUGUAGUUGCUGUCAUGGGGAUGAAUAAUAAUUUGUCAAGAAUGUAGAGGAAACUGGUCAUAGAUAUUCUAUUAAUAGACUUGGGGGGAAAUGACAAAAGUUUAAUGCCACGGGGUGAUGACAUGUGAAAAGUUGUUAAUAGUGGAAAUUCUAUUUAGCACAGCAAGUACAGUCUCAAUCACUUUGAUCCCUGUGGGAUUCAGUGUUUUUUAAAGUGUUUUUACCUUCCCAGGUGGCUCAGUGAUAAAGAAUCUGCCUGCCACUGCAGGAGAUGCAAGAGAUGUGGGUUCAAUACCUUUGUAGGGAAGAUUCCCUGGAGAAGGAAAUGGCAACCCACUCCAGUAUUCUUGCCUGGGAAAUCCCAUGGACAGAGGAGCCUGGUGGGCUACAGUCCAUGGGGUCACAGAGUAGGACACUACUGAACGACUAAGAACUACAGUGCUUUUAGAGGUUGCAUUCUUUUUGCUUGCAUUGAAUAUAGUAUACAUGCCAUAAGUCUUAAUUCAGUACAAGUAUUUUAAGUUAUGAUUUUAAAUGUUUUAAGUAUGUAUUUAUUAAGCUUAUAUCAUACCUGGGUUUACCAGGUGGCUCAGGGGCAAAGAAUCCAUCUCCCAGGCAGGAGAUGUGGGUUCGAUCCCUGAGAUAGGAAGAUCCCCUGGAAAAACAAAUGGCAACCCACUCCAGAAUUCUUGCCUGGAGAAUCCCAUGGACAGAUAAGCCUGGUGGGCUAAAGUCCAUGGGGUUGUAAAACAGUCGGACACAACUUAGUGACUAAACAAAUGUCUACAAUCACAAAUAUUGUACUUAACAAAUACACAAAUAUUGUACUUAAUAACUAUUGUAAUUAACUUAUUGUAUACAACUUUAUAAAUGUAAAGUUUGAUAAUAAACAUGUUUAUAUUUAUCCUGUGUAAUGGCUCUUAAAAAUCUAUUUUACUUAGGUAAAACUCACAUACCAUAAAGUUCACUGUUUAAAUAUAAAAUCCAAUGGAUUUUGGUAUAUUCAUGAGAUCCUGUGACCAUCACUGCUAUCUAACUCUGGAACAUUUCUAUCACCCCCCAAAAGAAACCCAGGACUCAAUAGUAGUCACUCUCCAUAUUUCCCAGCCCCUGAUAACUACUUACCUAAUUUUUCCUUCUAUAAAUUUACCUUUCUGGACAUUUCAUAAAAAUAGAAUCAUCCUACUAUAUGUGGCCUGUUAUGUCUAGCAUCUUUUGUUUAGCAUAAUGUUUUCAAGGUUCAGCCUUUUUUUUUUUUUUUUUUUUUUAACCACGUAUCAGUACUCCAUUCCUUUUCAUUACUGAAUAAUAUUCUACGGUUGGAAUAUGCCUCAUGUUCUUUUUCCAUUCAUCAAAUGAUGGACAUUUGGAUUGUUUCUGCUUCUUGACUAUUGUGACUAACACUGCUAUGAACAUUCAUGCCCAAGUUUUGGAGUAGACUUAUGUUUUCAGUUCUCUUGGUCAUAUACCCAGAAGUAGAAUUGUUGGGUCACAUGGUAACUUCAUGCUUCACAUUUUGUGGAAUUGCCAAAUUGUUUCCCAAAAGGGCAGCACCCUUUCACAACCCCACUUGCAAUGUAUGAAGGUUCCUAUUUCUCCACAUUCUUUUCAAUACUUGUUAUUGCCUGUCAUUUUGAUUAUCACCACCCUAGUGUGUAUGAAAUAGCAUACAUAUGGGUCUUUGCAUCAAUACUGUACAGUUGUUGGAAAAAUAUUAAUAA